ACUUCUGAUUGAAGCCUGUCAUUCGUUUAUUCUAAAUUAAGACAAGUAGUCUGUAUUCUCCUUUGUAUCACAUAAAGUAAUUCCUGAAGUCAAAGCGAAGAAUAAAAUUCACAUAAAAACGUGUUUUUUUAAAGACAAAUGUGACGAUGGAGUCUGCACGAAAUUUCUCUGAGCAAUAUUCGGAUCAAUUGCUACCCAAUACAAUUGCACAAUUUUUUACUGCUGUUCUUGGGAUAUUCGGAAACUCUCUAGUUAUUUUGGUGUACUCUAGAUAUGUACAGGACAAGACGGUUUCUCGGUUUUUCAUUCCUAUUCUGGCAAUUGUGGAUCUUGUAGGUUGUAUUUCAAAUGUGAUUCAAUAUCACAUUGACAACACCAUGCAUCACCCUAGUGAUAUUUUGUGUAAAAUAUUUAGCUUUCUAAUCAUACUGGCCGGGGGUAUUUCAGCGCACUUGAUUUUGAUGAUAGCGUUACAGAGGUAUUUAAUCAUUUGUCGUCCGUUUGUUCCGCAAAUGUCAACAAAAUCUUGCAAAAUUGCUAUAUUGAUUAUAUUUCUAAUAUCAGUUGGAUAUUCUGCUCCAAUUGUGAAAUUCAGCAGAAUACAGGAACCCUUUUCGGUAACACGGUGUACUUUCGAUGAUGGAACUAACGACAACAGUGUACUGAUUCCGUAUUUUGGAACUUUUCUCCUUCUUUCUUUUAUCAAUAUCAUUGUCACUUUCGCUCUGUACAUUCCAGUGAUCAAGAUCAUCUAUAAUACACUGUCCACUCCCAAACGGAAUCGAGUAAGUAGAAUCCCGGAAGACAACACCGAUAUCUCAUCUAAAGAAACACAGGAUCUUAGUUCCGACAAAAUUACAAAGGCGGAUUUAACACAAAACAUUGUGCAAUCUCCUAAAAGUGAACCAUCGAACACCUUAACAACGGAUGGAAACCGGGAACAAAGAGCGCGGAGGAAUAUCAGCAUCAUGUUCCUCGUCAUCAUAAUUGUUUACGUAGUUUCGUAUCUUACGUCACUUGUUACGCAAGUCUACACCUUCGUAGACCCAGAAAUAGACCUGAGAGGAUUCAAGUUAAAUGUUUUCGAUUUUUGCCUGCGUUUUAACAUUUUGAAUCACAUUGCUAAUCCAUAUAUUUACUGGUUAUUUGACAACAAAUUUAAAAAUGAACUUCGGAAGUUUUGCUGCGAGAAAUUUUUCAGAAGACAUUUGUCUUCUUUGUAAAUUUGGUGUCUCAUAUGAUACACAAGAGGAAUUCAUAAUUUCAAUAUCUGUAUUUAAAUAUAUCUGAUGUUAUGUAAAAAUUAUAUUUGUUCGAAAUCAUUUUGUAUUACAUUUAUACGUGCUUUAUCCUAUGUUCAUUGCUUAAUGUAUAUUUCAAAAAACACCAAAAUAAAUCAAACUGUAAAUCCAUAG
This is a messenger RNA of Saccostrea cuccullata (small rock oyster), 1415 nucleotides long. RefSeq names its product neuropeptide Y receptor type 2-like. The transcript has a single exon. Gene Ontology annotation, biological process: G protein-coupled receptor signaling pathway. Lineage: Eukaryota; Metazoa; Mollusca; Bivalvia; Ostreida; Ostreidae. Gene Ontology annotation, cellular component: plasma membrane. The record is from RefSeq and is a predicted model, not a curated record. Gene Ontology annotation, molecular function: G protein-coupled receptor activity. The coding region runs from base 147 to 1223 and encodes 358 amino acids.